AGAUGAAAUUCGUGUCCUGUUGGGUUGAUGUGUUCAAUGACGAUGAAAAUACUUAGUGACAAAACUUGCUACGCAUGAAUAAAUCCAAUUCCAAUUGCAAUUGAUUCUUCCCGGUUCUUGAUAUCGUAAUCUUUCACUUGAUGAACAACGACCAGUGUGGUGUUUGUAUUUUUAUGGUGACGAAAGGUAAGAGUAAGAGGUAUUGUCCUAGCAUAAUUUCCAGCGUAGUUUGUACAAAGAUAAACAUAGUUCGAAAAUGAAGAAGGGCUUCCUGCUCGGAGCUGGUCGUGGUGCAAAAUCUCCUGCCGCAAAAUCAAGGAAAGCGAGCCAAUCCGGUCCAUCACAAGAAGAAGCAACAGCCCCACCUCCGGUGGGUGCUCCAACGAUCGGUGCUGAACGUAAAGUCAACCAGACGACGACUGGUCCUCGGUCCGAUCUCUCACUCGAGAAGCGGCGGGAGGGCGCUGAAUACAUCAUGGACAUGUUACUGGUCUACAUGAGGGAGGACGUGUUUCCUCCCGAACAUGAGGAGCGAAUUUACGGAAUACGGGCGUGCGCGGGCCCUGGUGAAUCGACGCAGAUGGCAGUCAGUGAUGCGCUCGGAGAGACCAACGGAAUGUGGCUCGGCGAAGUCGUUUUGAGUGCAUGGAGAACGCUCUAUUUGCACAACCAGCUGCAGAAAGAGGAGUUCGUCGACGCGAUCCUGGAUAACCAGCUCCCGGAACUGUUUCAGAAGAAAAUCGAGAACAACGGAAGACCGCUCAGUUACUACAGCAAGGCGUUGAUCGACGGCAACGCGUUCUCGAAGAUCGAUUGGGACCGGGUUGUGUUACACCGACUUGGAAGUCCGCCUGCGUCGGCACUGAUUCUGGCCAAGAACAGCAUCAACUCCUCCGUGAACCCCGCAGAUUUCAAAUCGCACCUGCGCCUGCCGCCCGCGGUACUGUGCAACUGUGUCCGCGAGAGCCCGCAUGAGUCGCAAAUGGUCGUCGAAGAGAGAGCGCACAAUAUGGAGGAGGUUUUCCGGAAAAUGGGUGUGUCCGUGGCGCGGGAGGUGCCAUUUUGGGACAAGCAGUAUGAAGGGUCGCGGCUCCACGAUUACCUGGCGAGUAUUUUCGGCCCGAAUGCGACCAUGCAGAAACAAAUGUGGUGGUUGCAGAACUGCGGUUUGUGCGCUGCCCCGGAUGAUGUGCUUAGGGGAGAGGAGUUGUGUGUUGCCCACGAUUCCGUAGAAAAAAUCGUCCGGCUGCUGAAGUAGCAUAUUGAAAAAUUGGCUUCGUCACAACAUUCCACAUCCAGCACUCUGUUCUCAUUCUUCACCGACGAAAUUCAAAUUCCAUUUCCAACCUGAAUUGAGAACUAUCACUAUGCUCGAAUGAUGAAAACUAAAAACAAAAAGCAUGUCGUGAGUUCUGCGUGCAUGAAGAAUCAGAAUCAUCUGAGCAAUUAUUAGCAGAAAACGCGGACCAUCAAAGUGGUUGUACAGAAUUUUUUUUUCAAGUUCCAAGAUGAAUCCCUCCAAAUACAUCGACCUUGAAC
Molecule: messenger RNA, 1539 nt
Organism: Amoebophrya sp. A120
Lineage: Eukaryota; Dinophyceae; Syndiniales; Amoebophryaceae
Source: the annotation of a GenBank genome assembly